AUGACAUCUGUAUCUAUCGGCCAGGCUGAGGACGGACACUACCCAGCCUGGCCACAGGAUGAAUUCACGGAUUCAUUAACCUACAUUGGAACCGAUUUAUCCAUUUUUCCACUCGAGGGCUAUUGCGAUCCAAUUGUGGUAGGGUAUAGACAAGGAGAAUUUCUGGCUCCUCCUUCUACGAUAAUGACCGAUACUGUGAUCGGCGACAGCAGAGGACCUUCUUGGCCGGAGCAAUAUCCUGACCUCGUCGCACCAAGCAACCUACUCUCGAUGGAAGGCUCCGCUGAAAGCCAGUCACUUUCUGUUGAUCUCAUGAAAACUCCGACUUUGACCUCAAGAAUGGGCUUAGAUGGAUGCCUGAGUGGUGAAGAUCACAAGAGUACCACGCCAGCUGUGGUUGUUGGAGGACGGGACGAUUCAGGGACAUGCGCUUUGAGAUUUCAGGAAGCGCCGAUGCCUUCUUACGAUCACAAUAUUUCUAUAGUUGAGGGGCUAUAUUAUUGCCAACAUCGUGCAUGCGUGACCAAGAAUGGCUUUCCAAGAAAGCGUGAUUUGCAAAAGCAUAUGCGCAUUCAUGUCAAGCCAGUCAAAUGUCCCAUAUGUACGGUAACAACGGCUCAGCAGGUUCAUAUGCGUCGACAUAUCGAAGUGCAUCACGGUGGCUGGGCUCGGCAGUGGUGGAAAGUGGGCGCUGUGUGUGAGUUGUGCGGUAAACCAUUCACACGGAGAGACAAUCUUCGCAGACACUACCGAACUCAGCAUGAAGAUCUUAGUAGUCUCUCUGUGUCCGAUUGA
Molecule: messenger RNA, 795 nt
Organism: Aspergillus aculeatus ATCC 16872
Lineage: Eukaryota; Fungi; Ascomycota; Eurotiomycetes; Eurotiales; Aspergillaceae
Exons: 3
Coding region: 1-795 (264 amino acids)
Biological process (GO): regulation of transcription by RNA polymerase II
Molecular function (GO): RNA polymerase II cis-regulatory region sequence-specific DNA binding; DNA-binding transcription factor activity
Source: RefSeq, a predicted model, not a curated record